This is a messenger RNA of Bactrocera tryoni, 572 nucleotides long. RefSeq names its product 39S ribosomal protein L53, mitochondrial (gene mRpL53). Gene Ontology annotation, cellular component: mitochondrial large ribosomal subunit. NCBI's taxonomy places the organism in Eukaryota, Metazoa, Arthropoda, Insecta, Diptera, Tephritidae. The record is from RefSeq and is a predicted model, not a curated record. The transcript is spliced from 3 exons. The coding region runs from base 105 to 569 and encodes 154 amino acids.
UGCGCUUGGAAGUGAACAUAAUAUGCCAUAUUAUAAAACAACUAAAAGCGAGUACGAAGAUAUACAAAUUAAUUUAUUAAAAACUUAACAUAAAAGGCUACAAAAUGUCUAUACCCUUCAGUGGAGCUUUAAAACGAUCGAAUGGGAUAAUUGCAGCUAUAAGCAAACAAUUGAAAAGUGUAAAUUUAAAGGGAGUUAAGAGAAUAACUGUUACGUUUGAUCCAUUUUCUGAAAAUGUGAGGUCUACAAGGGAUUUUCUAUCUUUGCUAUCAACUCCUAAAAUAUCUCUUACCAAUCCCAGCUGUGUCAUAAAAACAGAUGUGGUUUGCAAUCGUCAACCUUCCGAGGUGAAAUUUUCUUUAAUUGAUUCCGCACAAGAAAAAGCUCAAGUGAAAGAAGUUCGUUUUGUCAGCAGCAAUUUGACAACACUUGAACUCUUGCAGCUACUUAACAAGCACGUCUCUACGCUAGCGCCAGUUGAGGAGAUCACAUCAAAGGUAACUACUAAAGCAGAAAAACAAAAACUAGCAGGAGGUGUUGGUGGUAAAAAAGGAUCGAAGAAAAAAUAAAAC